This is a messenger RNA of Pelodiscus sinensis (Chinese soft-shelled turtle), 1250 nucleotides long. It is a transcript of the gene NEURL3, whose product is annotated as neuralized E3 ubiquitin protein ligase 3. The record is from RefSeq and is a predicted model, not a curated record. Gene Ontology annotation, molecular function: ubiquitin protein ligase activity. Gene Ontology annotation, cellular component: early endosome. Gene Ontology annotation, biological process: ubiquitin-dependent endocytosis. NCBI's taxonomy places the organism in Eukaryota, Metazoa, Chordata, Testudines, Trionychidae.
AUGGGCAGGGCCGGCCCAGCAGGAGCUGCACAGGAGAGCUCUCUCCGCCUUGCCUGUGUGUGGGAAGAGCCCCUGCCGUGCGACGUGGACAGUAGGGAUGAGGACUCCUCCCAGACACUUUUCUUCCACCCUUCCACCUAUGGCUCCAAGAUCCGCCUGUACGAGUCCUGCCAGGUGGCCGAGCGGAUUGACUCCUUCCAUGACGGCAUCAUCUUCACCAGCCGGCCCAUCCAUCUCCACGAGAGGGUGACACUGAAGAUCUUGAAGAAAGAGGGCCCCUGGCAUGGGGGGCUGAGGGUGGGCUUCACCUCCAUGGAUCCCUUGGAGAUAGAUGCCAGCCUUCUGCCUCCCUUUGCCUGCCCCAACCUGGUCUUGCAGGGCAGGACCUGGGCUGCAGUUCUGCCCGAUGUCUGUGGAGAGGAAGACACCGUCCUCACCUUCUGGGUGGACCACAGGGGCAGGGUCUUCUUCGGCAGGCAGCAAGGGGUCCAGGACAUUCUCCUGUUGAAAGGCGUCCCCGUGAGAGCCCCUCUCUGGGCCAUCGUUGACGUCUAUGGACACACCAAGGCGGUCCAGCUCCUGGCGCCGGCGUGCAGGGAGUUCCACGGCCGCCCGGAAGGGUGUACCGAGCCGUGUGUCAUUUGCUUCUCGCACGAGACCAGCGCUCUGCUGCAUCCCUGCGGCCAUGCCAGCUUCUGCUACUGCUGUGCCCAGAAGGUGUUCAGAAGAAGCGGCCUUUGUCCCCUCUGCCGGGGGCAGAUACAGAACAUCAGCCAGGCCAGGCUGGGAACCUGAGCGGGGGCAGCAGUGCCCCUCACCUCUGCCAUGGCACCUGGCCCUCGCCAGCGCUCUGCUAGCCCAGGGAAGAGGGCAGUGGAGGGAUCUGUGAAAGGGCCUCUGGAGCCCUGCGAAAGAGCCUCCUCCUCUGAGCAGGGACUUAUGCAGGGCAGGCGCUAAGAGACCUUCUGGGGCAGGCGUCUCCCCACUCCCAACAGUCCUGCUGCACCCCCCACGUCUCGCCCCUCGGAGAGGACAGGCCCGGGAGACCCUGCAAGCCAGCCUGUGGGAUGGAAGGGGAGAUGCCCAGGAGAGCCCCUGAGAUGGGGGUGACUGUCAUGAGGGCUCCGUCCCCCCCUAGCGUGUUGCUCAAGUGGCACAGCUUUGUGGGUCUCGGCCCACAGCUGGCUGACCACCCCCCCGCACUGUGCCGUGUGCUGCUGCCCCAGGAUCCCACCCAGGCCCCACACAGG